AUGUCAUCAUCCACAAUUUCUCUAGCAUCGCAGCUCCCAUUGGACGUGCUUCGGAUUAUAUUCAAUUAUAUACGAAAAGCCGGCAAAAAUCCCGACAUGUAUGAUCGGGACACCCGUAGAUACCUACACGCCUGUUUAUUGGUCAACAGGCAGUGGUGUCAAGCCGCAGUGCCCAUACUCUGGCGAAAUAGUUUUUAUUUUUGUAGGGAAGGCAACGCAAAAUUAAUAGAGACCUAUAUCUCUUGCUUCAAUUCCACCGAGCGAAAAGCUUUACUCUCGGCAGGCGUAAUGCUUCCCAAGUCACGUUAUCCGAGUCCGGCGUUCCCUUACGCAGCAAUGCUGAAACGAUUGGACUAUGAUAGAUUCUGUAAUUCCGUUGACACGUGGUGUAACGAGACGGUUCAAGAGCCUUAUAAUGCUAUAGUGUUGAUUAUGCGUGCACUGUUUCGCUUGUUUUUGACGCGAUCGGUGAUAUUGUUGCACUUGGUGUUGGGUGAAUGGGUAGAUCGAACCUCCACGGAUCUAAAGUACAGGAGGAUUAUUGAAGAAGAGUUUCAAGAUUUAUUGCAGUCGGUAAAAAAAUUGAAGGUUCAGGGUGAUUUUGUGAAGGAUUGUAUUCUCAAGGGAUUGCGUCAUCCCUGCAAGCAUUUGGACAAAUUGUUCGUCUAUUUAGCAAAUACGCCUCAGAACUAUAGCUAUAACGAUGAACUGAUUUCAUUACGCGAGCUGCUGAGGUCACAGAGUCACCUUAAAUCGUUAAAGCUCGGAAACAUACAUCCGGCCUCUUUAUUUCCCACCCUUUCAACACAGUCAACCUCGUUGACCAGCAUUCACCUGUGGGGAUGCACAUUCGACGACGAUGUCCCGUGGUCAAAUAUAAUCCGAUGCACGAAUCUUGAAAAAUUAAAGUUUCGAGAUUGUACGGGCAUUAGUGAACGAAUGAUCAAUGAAUUGGUCACAGCGGUAUUUCCCAAGUUGAGAUUGUUGGCCAUGGUUGGAGAGUGUAAAACCACAUGCGGAGAUUACGUUACCAAAGAAUGGUGUGACGUGUUGAUUGAAUGGGGAAUUGAGCAAGGUGCGUUGGUCGCAAUUGGAAUUUGGGAUUUCGCCGAUGCGUGGGUGAAAUUUGGGACGAACAUUUACGGCCACAUGAUUGUUCAAAUACAGCAUUUUACGGGCAUUUCCCUGAGAUUUUUCACGAGACUGAUCGUGAAUCUCGAUGAUUUCGUUCGAGG
Messenger RNA from Acaulospora colombiana, 1235 nucleotides. Lineage: Eukaryota; Fungi; Glomeromycota; Glomeromycetes; Diversisporales; Acaulosporaceae. The record is from the annotation of a GenBank genome assembly.